Messenger RNA from Penaeus vannamei (Pacific white shrimp), 360 nucleotides. The record is from RefSeq and is a predicted model, not a curated record. NCBI's taxonomy places the organism in Eukaryota, Metazoa, Arthropoda, Malacostraca, Decapoda, Penaeidae.
AUGAUUAGUGACAUAAUCUGCCUCUGCACCUGGAUUAAUAACUUCUCUUUUGCGUCACCCUACGCUACAGGUCUGAAGGCCCUCCACGCCCUUACGCGGGGCCGCCCACACCAACUGCGGGCGGACAUGGAGGACUGGGAAGGAAACACGGCCUGGGCCGCCUACUCCUUUUUCUCAGUGCACGGACGGGAAGCCUCACAGCCUCCAACUCCCUCCAUCCACAGAGUGAGCGGCGAAGAAGACAAGUUCAGGCUGAGGAUAUCCGGUUACUCGGGCACCGCCGGAGACAGCUUACGGCACUCGCACCUCCAGAUGUUCUCCACCAUUGACAGCGACAACGAUCAGGAGAAUUGUAAGUAG